AUGGCUGGAAAAAAAUGGUUUGAUAGCUUUAUGAGUCGCCAUCCACAACUUUCCUUGAGACAACCAGAAUCAACUUCGAUGAUACGGUGUAAAGGUUUCAACAGAAGCAAUGUUCAGGAGUUUUUCAAUAUUUUAGAAAAACUUGUUCAAGAUCAUGCUUUGACUGCUACAAAAAUAUACAAUGUCGACGAAACGGGUUUUUCUACCGUACAAAAAAGAUGUCAGGAAGUGCUGGCUAAAAAAGGAAAAUUCCAGGUUGGUGUCGUAGCUAGCGGCGAAAGAGGUGUGAAUACUACAUUCGUAUGCUGCGCAAGUGCUGCAGGUCAAUACCUGGCACCAAUGGUAAUUUUCAAGAGGAAAAUGAUGGCGCCAGAGCUGGCAGAUGAAGCUCCCCCAGGAUCACUGGUCGAAAUAUCGGAUACUGGUUACAUUAACGCCGAUUUGUCUGUUACUUGGUUAAAACAUUCCAUUGCUGAAGUUAAACCUUCAAAAGAGGAAUUGAUUUUAGAGAAAUUCGAGAAAUUUAGCAGCCAUUGA
Acanthoscelides obtectus is the source of this 537-nucleotide messenger RNA. The record is from the annotation of a GenBank genome assembly. NCBI's taxonomy places the organism in Eukaryota, Metazoa, Arthropoda, Insecta, Coleoptera, Chrysomelidae.